AUGGAUGCGUGCAACCAAUCCAUCUCCAAUCCAAGGCGGUAUCCCCCGCCAGAAAUCCUCGUCUUCGUCUACACGCUCAUAAUCUUCCUCUCGUGGAAUUUCCUCAAAUCCAUCCUCUCGUGGUACGAAUUCGAGUCGGUGACAGCCUCUCCGUCUGGUAAUUGGGCGGCGCUCUACGCCUCGCUACUGCUGGGGGCGGAAUUUGGCGUGUUGUCGAUGGUGGCGGUGCCGACCACGCUGGUGAUGUGGAUAAUAGUGCUGGUGUUGCUCACCUUCUGCGGCAAGCCGAGAAAGACUCUGGUAGUGGAAGGGAAGAAAUUGACGGCCGAGAUCAUCGAAUUCGUGGUCAGGGUUUUGAUCAAGGAAGGGAAUCUCGUCGCCGCGGUUUGUGUUGUUAUUGGAUAUUUUGCCCUUGUUAGGCAUCGGGAAAAUGAUGGUGGGCCUCUUUGA
Molecule: messenger RNA, 450 nt
Organism: Salvia miltiorrhiza (redroot sage)
Lineage: Eukaryota; Viridiplantae; Streptophyta; Magnoliopsida; Lamiales; Lamiaceae
Exons: 2
Coding region: 1-450 (149 amino acids)
Source: RefSeq, a predicted model, not a curated record